Molecule: messenger RNA, 1289 nt
Organism: Fusarium odoratissimum NRRL 54006
Lineage: Eukaryota; Fungi; Ascomycota; Sordariomycetes; Hypocreales; Nectriaceae
Exons: 4
Coding region: 272-1264 (330 amino acids)
Molecular function (GO): oxidoreductase activity, acting on the CH-OH group of donors, NAD or NADP as acceptor
Source: RefSeq, a predicted model, not a curated record
CAACCUGUCAUUCUUUUCUGACUGCACCUUUAUUUCCUGUGUCAUGUAUACAUGACGUUACCUGUUCUGGUGGCCGCUUAUGCAUAAACGGUCACUAGGUCAGCUGCCGAAUUCUUCACGUGUCAAUCACUAACAGUGUCACCGCAGCACCGUUACUACUCAAGGAUCGCCUCCGUUCCGUCAAUCUGCCUCACUGAGCACCAUUUGCAUUUCUAUUCAUCUUGCUUUUACUGUGUUUCCCUGCUCAGAAGAAAGCACUUUUUCAGGCACAAUGCUCCCUCCUAACGCUACCAACUAUGUUUCAUCACUUCUCUCAGAGGCUCAUGAACUCUCACAGCCAUUACUUGAUGGACUGUCAACCUCUCCUCUCACUAUACCCGUGUCAUUAGUGUCUGCACUAGGCCUCGGCUACUUGUCAAACAGGAUUCUAGUCAGCAGGGCUCUGAAUCAUGGCACCAAAGCAUACUUCGAUUGGAAUAAGGAGAUUGUGUUGGUAACUGGUGGAUCAGGCGGCAUUGGAGGCGAGACUGUGCAGCAGUUGGCCAGCAAGGGCAUUCGUGUGGUUGUUCUUGAUGUACUUGCUUUAACUUACAAGGCUCCAUCGAACGUUUACUAUUAUAAAUGCGACCUUACGAAUUACGAGCAACUACAAGAGGUGGCUGGGAGAAUUAGGCGUGAGGUUGGCGACCCUACAAUAGUUGUAGCGAAUGCUGGUGUCUGUCGUGGAAAGCCUCUAUUGAAAGCUACCAAACAGGAUGUUGACCUUACAAUUGGAGUCAACACUCUAGGUCUCAUUUGGACCAUCAAGACCUUUCUCCCCGCAAUGGUAUCCCGCAACCAUGGCCAUCUUCUCAUCGUCGCCUCACAAACAGGAUACUUGGCCACCGUAGGCAUCACCGACUAUGCAGCCAGCAAAUCAGCAGCCAUUGCCAUUUACGAAGGGUUACAUACCGAGAUCAAGCACGUGCACAAAGCUACCGCGGUCCGACUUUCGUGUGUCUCACCGAGCCAUGUACAAACCCAGAUGUUUACGGGUGUCAAGUCUGUUCCUGGUAUGUCGACUAUGACGACCGAGUAUCUGGCGGAUAAGAUCUGUGGUAUUCUCAUGAGUGGAAGGGGUCAGAACAUUAUUGUUCCGGCUGCAGCUACAAUGUCACCUUGGGUUCGUGUGUUGCCGGGUUGGGUCCGUGUUCUCCUGCAAGAUGCGGCAGCUCCGGCGUUUACCGACUUGAAGCCUCAUGAUCCUUUUAAGGAUGCCAAGUAGACAGGCAUUACGUUCUAUAAAUAGC